UGCUCAGCAAAGAAAAUGGCAGUCCAUAACUCUCUUGAAAUAGCUAAUAAGGAUGAUUUGUGCGAGGAUGAUGGACGUCCCAAAAGAACUGGAACCAUAUGGACCUGUAAUGCCCAUAUAAUAACUGGUGUUAUAGGAUCUGGAGUUCUUUCUCUGGCAUGGAGCACUGCACAAUUGGGAUGGAUUGCAGGACCCAUUUCCAUGGUUUGCCUCGCAAUUGUCACAUAUAUUUCUGCUUCUCUUCUCUCGGAUUGUUACAGAUGCCCUGACCCGAUUACUGGAACGCGAAACUAUACAUAUGUGGAUGCUGUAAACGCCAUUCUAGGUCAAAAGCGGAAAGUGUUGUGCGGUUUUCUUCUAUACACAGGCAUGUAUGGAACAGGUGUUGCUUAUGUACUAACUGCUUCAAUCAGUAUGAGAGCGAUUCAUACAUCGAAUUGUUAUCAUAAAGAAGGUCAUGAGGCUCCAUGUGUAUUUGGAGACGCAUUUUAUAUGCUUCUUUUUGGAGCUAUUCAAAUUAUGUUUUCUCAGAUACCUAAUUUCCAUGGCAUGGAAUGGCUAUCCAUAGUUGCGGCCAUCAUGUCUUUCUCCUACGCCUCGAUUGGAUUUGCUCUUGGCUUCGCCAAAGUUAUUGAGAAUGGAAGUAUUAUGGGGAGCUUAGGAGGGAUCCCCCAAGUUACCGUAGCUCAGAAAGUAUGGAAGGUCUGCCAAGCACUUGGAGAUAUUGCUUUCGCUUACCCAUACACCGGAUUUCUUCUUGAGAUACAGGAUACUCUAAAGUCCCCGCCAGCGGAAAAUAAAACCAUGAAGAAGGCAUCUAUGAUAGCAGUCUUCAUCACCACUUUCUUCUAUCUCUGUUGUGGAUGCUUUGGAUAUGCAGCUUUUGGGAACCAAACUCCAGGAAACCUUCUGACGGGGUUUGGGUUCUAUGAGCCGUACUGGCUUAUUGACUUGGCUAACUUUUGCAUCGUUGUUCAUCUAGUUGGAGGAUACCAGGUGUGCAAUCAGCCUGUCUUUGCAUUCAUGGAAGGAUGGCUAGGAAAGAAGUUUUCCAACAGUACCUUCAUCAACAAAUCCUACACAAUCAAAGUCCCUUUGGUUCCAACUCAAGUCAAUCUGAAUCUCCUUAGGUUAUGCACUCGAACGUUGUACGUUGCUUCAACAACAGGAAUUGCAAUGGCAUUUCCAUAUUUCAACCAAAUUUUGGGAGUCUUGGGUACCGUAGGGUUCUGGCCCUUGACUAUAUAUUUCCCAGUGCAGAUGUACUUUGUGCAACUCAAAGUUGAGGCAUGGACGCGAAAGUGGGUUAUUCUUCAAACUUUCAGCAUUGUUUGUUUGGUUAUCAGUACGAUUGCAUUAAUUGGAUGUUUGCAAGGUAUUGUCAGUGCUAAAAUAGAGUAAUUAUUUUU
Messenger RNA from Papaver somniferum (opium poppy), 1409 nucleotides. Its product is annotated as probable amino acid permease 7. Gene Ontology annotation, cellular component: plasma membrane. The transcript is spliced from 7 exons. The record is from RefSeq and is a predicted model, not a curated record. NCBI's taxonomy places the organism in Eukaryota, Viridiplantae, Streptophyta, Magnoliopsida, Ranunculales, Papaveraceae. Bases 16 to 1401 code for a protein of 461 amino acids.